AUGAUUGUCUUUACUUAUACAAAUGCAUUAGCCAAAGAUUUUCAAGAAAAACUUGGUCAUGUAGAAUAUUUGGGCCAACUUAUUCGAAUUGAAGGUUCCUUAUUACCUCUUAAGAUUAAAGAUGCAAAAAAUAAGAAAGCAAUUGAGCGAUUCUUAAGACUAUUUAUUUCUGGAAAACUCAUAGAAUAUAUAGAUCAAGAUAAGAAAAAAGGUCAUAAAUUUAACUUAUCUGUUGAUUAUAUCCUUGUAUUAAAAGAUUCGCAGAAAAAUAAAUGUAAAUUAUGUUUCAAUGAAUUGUUAUGGGAUUGGGACAAAGCUGGAAAUCCAGACCAAUAG
Molecule: messenger RNA, 336 nt
Organism: Cetraspora pellucida
Lineage: Eukaryota; Fungi; Glomeromycota; Glomeromycetes; Diversisporales; Gigasporaceae
Source: the annotation of a GenBank genome assembly